AUGAGCUUAGUACCAAUAUUCAAAACAAAACGGACAAUAGAUAUUGUAACCGAUUUCAAAGGAAAAAUAGCAAUAUACAAAGAUGCUUAUGCAAAUCAAUUCGGUGAAUUUGUAAUAAAUAAUUAUGUAAUCAGACCUCCAUAUGAUUCAGGGCUAAGUUGUGUACGUGAAUAUCAUGAAGGCCCAGUAGUAUUUGAAUGCGAUAAAGCAUGCGUUUUUGGCCAUGUAUGGAUUCAUAAAUUUGGGCAUUUCAUUGAUGAUUGUCUUGCUCCUUUGACAUUGAUUCCUGAAGAUUUUUUAGAAGACUGUGUAGUAAUUUUAUCAGAACAAACAAGAAAAUUUGGAGAAGAUGUUCUUAAAGUUGUUGGUGUAAGGAAAUACAUUUAUAUUUCAAACAACACAUGGGUACACGCUAACAAACUUGCCGUAGCUGUUGAAGGAAGAUCAUAUCUUAUGCAUUUUGGUGUUCCAUUACAAAAAUUAGUUGAUAUGCUAAGAAUUUACUUUAAAGUAUUAAAUAUUAAACCAACAAAAUAUGCAGUUAUGAAUAGAGAUUUAAAUUCUCCUAGACAUAUUACUAAUAUCAAUGCACUUAUGGCGGCCAUCAAAAACAAUAUAAAAGAUGUAGAAUUCGAAGAAAUUGAAGAUAAAUUAGGAACAAUCGAAUCAUAUGCAAAAUUUUAUCCUUCAAUUAAAUGCGUUUUAUUACCAACAGGAAGCAAUGCAGUUAAAACAAUUUUUAUGAAUCCUAAUUCUGUUGUAAUUAUUGCAAGUAAUGAAAUGUUUGAUUUCUCAGUCGUAUGUUCAAUAUUAUCAGUUCAUGUUAAAGUGGUUUAUUUCUUUCAUUACCAAUAUCAUUUUAAUGACAUUACAAUUGAUGUUGAUCUUGCAUUACAAGCUAUUGAAGUAGGAGUCUAUGCAUCUAUUAAUGGAAACUUUCCAGAACCGAAAGAAUUCAUCUCAUUUAUUGAUUAUAUUCCCAAUUUCAAACCAAUACAUAUUGAAGGAUAA
Molecule: messenger RNA, 1011 nt
Organism: Trichomonas vaginalis G3
Lineage: Eukaryota; Parabasalia; Trichomonadida; Trichomonadidae
Product: glycosyltransferase family
Exons: 1
Coding region: 1-1011 (336 amino acids)
Molecular function (GO): glycosyltransferase activity
Source: RefSeq, a predicted model, not a curated record